UUUCUUUCCGUAUGAUUUAGUGAUUAAAUUUAAUAAAAUUACUCAGAACUCAUCAUUUAUUGCUUGCGAUUGGAUCAACGAUGUAAAUUUGUACAAGUCCAAAAUUGGUGAUAAGGAUGGCUGAUUGUUUGGGUACGGGUCGGGGUCUAUGGUCGAGCAAAAAUCCGGGAAAAUGAAAUGAAAAUGGCGUCUAAUUUGCCUCAUAUUUGCGGUUGCGGUACACUGAACUUGAUGCGCAUGCGCUGAACGACGUUUUGAAGUGAAAGAACGAUUAUUCUCUUUACUAUCGACCAAUUCGAUUCCAAACGUUCGUUUCUUAUCACCUGAAAAAUUUGAAAUUUUGGAAAAAUGAUAGCAGAGUGGAGUAACUAAAGAAUCGAAUAAUUGUAAAAGAAUUGAUUAAUAAUUGAAGAAAAAGCUCGAUAAAAAUGGACCACCACUUUUCAAUUUCAUAAUGAACUCUUUCACCAGCUCAAAAAUGUCCACAACUCAAUUCGAUAUCGAACUUCUGCUCUUGGAGAUCGAGGAACUAUUCGAAAGAUUCCGAACAUUGACCCAAGAAUCGAGAGCCAUAAUACUAGCCAAACUGAAGAUAAAACUACUCGAAGAAUUCAAAGAUUUCAUACUUCAAGAAAGUGACAUAAAUCAAGAAAACGUUAUUGAAAUCUCCUACGCAACUAUCAUUGACGACAGUGCUUCCAAAAAUGCCAACAUCAUCGAAUUACCUGUCGAGCUAACCGAAGACCUAGAAAAUUACUGCGAGUCUGCAACCAUUGAUAACCCAGCUCACGAUUUUUUCCCAGCAAUUGAAACUGUCCACCUCGAAUCCGAGAAAGAAAAUGUCAACUCGAUCCAACCAUCUCAACUAAACGAUGUUGUAAUUGUUACUCAUCCAGCCGAACCACUUCAUCAAAACGAUGUUAUUAUCGUCACACCGACCGAACCACUGCAACAGAAUGAUACAUUCGGUGUACAAAAGGCUGUAAAAGAACCGAAACCGAAGACUUGUUUAAUCUGUAACUAUUGUGGGAAGCAAUACGAAAGGAAGAAACUGUUUAAAACACAUUUAAGAAGACACGAGAAUAAUCGAAAAUACGAAUGUGCCAGUUGCUCGCUGCGUUUCAACGUAAAAGAUGAUCUUAUCAAGCAUUUAAAGACUCAUGCUUCGGAAAAGAAUUUCAAAUGUUCGAUAUGCUCCAAGCUAUUCGUCAGCAAUGUUUGGCUCAAGAAUCAUAUGAAAGUGAUCCAUGAAAAAAAUGAAAAAUAUUUCUGUCAAAAGUGCGAUUACUUCACCUUCUCUAAUCACACUUUGAAAGAGCACGUUAGAGUGAAACACGAUAAAUUAUACAGAAAGUACGCCUGUCUUAUAUGUAAGAAUGUUUUCAUCUCCAGAGCUGAGCUUAAAAUACACCUGAGAUCUCAUACAGGAGAAAAACCAUACCAGUGCAAAUUAUGUAACGCAGCUUUCAUUCGAAGCGGUCGUUUGACCAAUCAUUUAAACAACGUUCACGGAGAGAAGAAAUUCCCUUGCGAAAUCUGCGAUAAAUCUUUCAAAACUUCGCACAAGUUGAAACGUCAUUUUUUAAUCCAUACCAGAAUCAAACCAUUCUCGUGUCCUUACUGCACCAAUUACGCGUCCAAUACUCAAGGAAAUUUAAACAAACACGUAAAAGUAGUUCAUCAGAUGAAUGAUUUCUCGUAUUCGAAGUAUAAAAAAAUGAUGCUCGGUCAAGUCGAAGUCGUUCGAGAAGAAUGGAUCAAAAACGCCGAACCAUUUACUCACCAGUACCUGGAAAAUUUAUCAAAUCAAGAUCAAACAUUAACCAUCGAACAACUAAAAGAGCAAUACGUUCAACAAAAAAAAAAAAAAACUGCUGAAAAGAAAACCGACACAUUAAACAUAAUCGAUAAGUUACCAGACGUAAAUGAAAUCUUAAACUGACCUUUCAUUUUGUGAUAUUCUCGAAUAAAAUCUUGAUUUUUAA
This is a messenger RNA of Planococcus citri (citrus mealybug), 1985 nucleotides long. Its product is annotated as gastrula zinc finger protein XlCGF57.1-like. The transcript is spliced from 8 exons. Lineage: Eukaryota; Metazoa; Arthropoda; Insecta; Hemiptera; Pseudococcidae. The record is from RefSeq and is a predicted model, not a curated record. The coding region runs from base 455 to 1942 and encodes 495 amino acids.